Messenger RNA from Helobdella robusta, 390 nucleotides. RefSeq lists its product as hypothetical. Bases 1 to 390 code for a protein of 129 amino acids. The record is from RefSeq and is a predicted model, not a curated record. NCBI's taxonomy places the organism in Eukaryota, Metazoa, Annelida, Clitellata, Rhynchobdellida, Glossiphoniidae. The transcript has 3 exons.
AUGGCAGUCAUACCUCUCAACUUGUUUGCGCCAGAAAAACACGUGGAUGUCCAAAAAGCUUUUCAAGAAUUGGAGGCAGCAAAAUGCACGUCAACCGUAUUGGCAUCGGAAAGUUUCUGGACGGCCGGCCACAGGAAAGGUACCAGUGACGUUUUUAAUUGGAAAAUAUUCAGAGCUUCUAUGUUCUUGGAUGAAAUAUGCGUAUACAAAAAUGUGACUGAAGCAAAAAAUUGGGCUCCUGGCGAACCAAACAAUUUAGGCGAUGAAGGUUGUGUGGAGUUUUGUCGCUGGCGACAAAUUCAUGUUCAACGACCUUCUUUGUUCCUUGAACAACUGCCUUCUCUGCCAACUUUUGUGAAUAGCAAAGAAUUAUUUUUCAAAAUACAAUGA